Molecule: messenger RNA, 917 nt
Organism: Cyprinodon tularosa
Lineage: Eukaryota; Metazoa; Chordata; Actinopteri; Cyprinodontiformes; Cyprinodontidae
Gene: cplx4c
Product: complexin 4c
Exons: 3
Coding region: 169-642 (157 amino acids)
Biological process (GO): regulation of neurotransmitter secretion; synaptic vesicle exocytosis; neurotransmitter transport
Cellular component (GO): SNARE complex; terminal bouton
Molecular function (GO): syntaxin binding
Source: RefSeq, a predicted model, not a curated record
UCAUCAUGAUACACUAUAGACAAGGUUUCAAGUGGGGUGUUUACAUACUGGGCAACUCUUUUAGAUACAUUAUCAAUGAGAAAAUAUUGAGAAAUUAAUUUGCCAUAAACUUUUCUUUUCUCUCCUCAAGUCAUUCCAAGUUAGACUCAACAACCUUUUUAAACAGCUAUGGCAUUUCUUAUGAAUCAAAUGUUGGGCAGUAAGUUAAAGGGGUUUUCUGAUGGAGCUGGUGAAGGUGACGGAAAGGCUGGAGCAGGUGGUAAAGAAACGGCCGAGUCCAAAGGCAUGUCCAGGGAGGAGUUUGAAGAAUACCAGAAGCAGCUGGUGGAAGAAAAGAUUGAGCGAGACAAAGACUUUGCAACCAAGAAGGCUGAGAGGGCAAACCUGAGAGUUGCACUCAGAGAUAAAUACCGUCUACCUGAUAGCGCUCAAGACAGUGCAAUGAUUCAGAUGGCUGGGGAUGAUGUCGAUCUCCCAGAGGAACUGGCCAAAAUGGUUGAUGAAGAUGAGGAGGAAGAGGAGGCCAAUGAUUCUUUCCUCAACAAGAUUCAAAACAUGGACUUGGAUGCACUGAAGACCACAGCCCAGAGCAAAGUGACUGAGCUAAGGCAGACAGCUGAGGAGAAAUGUAUCCUCAUGUAAAUCCUAAUGUCAGUUCAGGCUCCUCACCCAGGCUAAUUUUACUAUUCAAAUUAGACUAUUGUGCAACUAUUGUUUGCACAACAAGUUAUGGUUCUGCAGUGCAUCUGUUCAACAAGGUAAUUUGUCUACAGAAAAUUUUUGUUUUUUUUUAUGUGAAGCUUUAUAUGACUUUUUCAACCCUAAAAAACAUAGAAGAAGCUAUUCUAAAAAUUAUUAUAUAAAUGUGUUUAUGUGAUUCAUCUUUUUAAAAUGUGAUAAAUGUCUGUUUCAAUUAA